GUGACAAUUCCGUGGUGACUUGACUGUCUGGCCUGGUUCCCCUUAAGGAGAGGAAAUCAUGGCGCGUCUCGGCCGCGUUGGGUUUCUGACCCUCGCAGUGGUUUUCCACCUUAUGUACGCAUAUUCGAUAUUCGAUAUAUAUUUUGUUAGUCCAAUUGUACGUGGGAUGAGAUCAUUUCGGGUCGAACGCGAACCGGAAACCGAUGCCCCCGCUAAACGCCUAUUUCUUUUCGUCGCGGACGGCUUGCGCGCGGACAAAGCCUUUCAGGCAUUUCCCGAUCCAUUCUCAGAUGAUGAUGAUGCUGCAGAUUCAAGUGCCAGAGAUACGAUGCACCUUGCUCCUUUCAUUCGUUCUCGAGCCCUCUACCAUGGCACCUUUGGUGUGUCCCAUACACGAGUCCCUACGGAGUCGAGACCUGGGCAUGUUGCGCUCAUUGCGGGGUUGUACGAGGAUGUGUCGGCGGUGACGACGGGCUGGAAACUCAAUCCUGUGAAUUUCGACAGUGUCUUCAACCGCAGUCUCCAUACAUGGAGCUGGGGUAGCCCGGAUAUUCUGCUAAUGUUCAAAGAAGGCGCGGUUCCUGGGAGGGUCGAUGCGGAAACAUACAGUGAAGAGGCGGAGGACUUUACUGCGGAUGCCUCACAGCUGGACACAUGGGUUUUUGAUAAGGUGAAGGAGUUCUUUGGGUCCGCGAGGGACGAUCCGGAGCUAUAUGCGUUGUUGAAACAGGACAAGCUUGUUUUCUUUCUCCAUCUUCUCGGGCUCGAUACUACCGGUCACGCCUACCGCCCCUAUUCUAAGGAAUACUUAAGAAAUAUCAAGUUAGUGGAUGAUGGCAUAAGGGAAAUUACGGAACUUGUUGAAGAUUUCUAUGGGGAUGACAGGUCAGCCUUUAUCUUUACUGCCGACCAUGGGAUGAGCGACUGGGGUAGCCAUGGUGACGGGCAUCCAGACAAUACCAGGACACCGCUUGUCGUCUGGGGCUCUGGCGUAGCACAUCCAAAGAAAACGCGAGAUGGAUUUCCAUCGGGUCAUGAGGACGGCUUUUCGUCUGAUUGGGAUUUGGAGCAUAUUCAGCGUCAUGAUGUUGCGCAGGCCGACGUCGCUGCUCUCAUGGCUUAUUUGGUCGGGUUGGACUUCCCUGUCAAUUCGGUCGGUAAAUUGCCGCUGCGAUACAUCGAUGCCAGUCCCCGUGAAAAGGCAUUGGCAGCAUUAGCAAAUACGCAGGAAGUCUUGGAGAUGUAUCGGGUCAAGGAAACGCAGAAGAAAGCCUCCUUGCUUCGGUACAAGCCGUACCGGCCUUUGGCGGAUGAUGGCGAACAUUCCAUCGAGGACCACCUCAAAGAGAUAGAGACUCUGAUUGCGCAAGGGCUAUACGACGAAUCAAUUUCACUAUCCUCUGAUCUCUUGUCAGUGGGCCUAGAAGGAAUGCGCUAUUUGCAGACCUACGACUGGCUCUUCUUGAGAACCAUCGUUACUUUGGGGUACUUAGGAUGGAUUGCGUAUUCGCUGACUACUGUAAUCCAUCUUCAUGUCUUACACGGCACCUCUGACUCGCAUCGGACAUUGUCGAGUUCCAUGUUCUUCUCGUCAAUUCUAGUUGCUUUAUUUUCAAUCUUGCUGUACCAAGGCUCAUCGUGGAGAUACUAUCUUUAUGUUAGCUUCCCUGUUUUCUUCUGGGAAGAAGUUUUCGCCAGGAGGAAAGCGUUGGUAGCUGGCCGCAAAAUUAUCCUGAGCCGUGUCCAUUCAUUUGGGGGCUAUCUGACAUUUGGGUUGCAAGCAGCACUGUUUCUUGGAGUCCUGGAGGCGUUGGUCCAAUCUUAUUUCUUGCGGGAAAUAUUUACUGCGUGCUUCAUACUGGGAGCCUUUUGGCCAGUAGUAUAUGGCACGAGCUUUGUAACUCAACAUGCACUUUUAUCGGCGACAUGGGCAGUUGGCUGCCUUCUGAUGAGCACUUUUACACUCCUCCCUGCUGUAAAAGUGGAGGACAUUACUACUAUAACUUUUGGCGCCUUGCUGAUGUUCCUCAUCGGUGUUCUGUACUUGCUCUUUGAGCAUGUAAUUGAUAAGCGACAUCGGGAGUCGAGGCAGCUGUCCAGUGCCCUGGGCGGGCUUGGAUCGCGGGUGAUAAUGGGAAUGCAGAUUGGCAUGGUUUUGCUCGCGCUCAUUGUUACCAGAUCUAGUGCUGCCUCUCUCCAAGCUAAACAGGGACUUCCACUGGGAAACCAAGUCGUUGGCUGGUUCGUCUUGGUUGCUUCGCUCCUGCUGCCGUUCCUUCACCGGUUCUAUCCGAACAGCCAUUACGUGCAUCGUUUGAUGAUUCUUUUCCUUACAUUCUCGCCAACCUUCAUCAUACUCACAAUCUCUUACGAAGGACUCUUCUACUUCGUCUUCUGCAUGACAUUGGCCAUCUGGGUCCGACUGGAGCAUGCCAUCUAUGUGCACACGGCAGCUCCGAAGUCUCCUGUGGUGCCAGGGGUCAGUGAUGGAUACGUACAAAAGAAACCGAGCCAGAUUGCCACAACCACGGUGGACGGCGGAAAAUACAGCUACCGGGCUCUCAGUCUCUCGGACGCGCGCGUAGCGUUGUUCUUCUUCUUUCUCCUCCAGUCAGCAUUCUUCAGCACCGGAAAUAUUGCGUCCAUCUCAUCAUUCUCACUCGAGAGCGUCUACCGACUCAUUCCUGUAUUCAGUCCCUUCAGCCAAGGUGCAUUGCUGGUCCUCAAACUCCUAAUCCCCUUUGCCAUCAUCAGUGCCAAUCUGGGUAUCCUCAACCGCCGACUGGAGGUUGCACCUAGUGCGCUUUUCAUGGUGGUCAUGUCCAUCUCGGAUGUGAUGACGCUGAACUUCUUUUACAUGGUCCGUGACGAGGGUUCAUGGCUCGACAUUGGCACGACCAUUAGCCACUUCUGCAUUGCGAGUUUCCUGUGUACUUUCGUCGCGGGAUUGGAAUUUUUGAGCGAGGUGUUUACUAGUGGUGUUGAUUUUGGGGCGGUUGCUUCAGCGGUUGUCAAUGGCCAUGCGGAGAAUGAGCCGGAGACAAAGGGAGGAGUACAAGAAGCAGAAGGAAAAGCGGUUCCUGAUGGAGACAGUGAUCUGACCAUCAAUGGGUCUGCUAGAGCUGACAGUGCCGCGGAUGGCGUGUCAUCAUGAUGUGCAAUAGAUAGCAUAGCUCUUUUUUUGUUUCGAUUACACUAUUUAAUAAUAAUACUGAACUGUC
Messenger RNA from Monascus purpureus, 3221 nucleotides. The record is from the annotation of a GenBank genome assembly. NCBI's taxonomy places the organism in Eukaryota, Fungi, Ascomycota, Eurotiomycetes, Eurotiales, Aspergillaceae.